Molecule: messenger RNA, 926 nt
Organism: Vigna angularis (adzuki bean)
Lineage: Eukaryota; Viridiplantae; Streptophyta; Magnoliopsida; Fabales; Fabaceae
Exons: 1
Coding region: 21-707 (228 amino acids)
Source: RefSeq, a predicted model, not a curated record
UGCAGCCUUCAUAAUAUCCAAUGCACGACACAAGAAAUCCAUUUCGAUUUCUAUUAGGUUUCUUCCAAUCUCAAGGAAAGGAGCAAAAUUUAUUCUCAGAUCCGUGUUCUUCUCCUCAUACCCACUCGUUUCAAUUCACCAUGAUUAAUAUCAUGAUGGUCGCCGAUACCGUAGUCGUAACCGCAGCCAAAGGACUUGGUGUCCUCCGCGCCUGUCAAUCCACCUGUAACCUUCCCCUCACCGAUUCGGCUGCCGAUCAGAUCUCUGCCAUGAUCCAGCCUUACGACGCCGUCGCACCGCCGCCCGUAAAGCCCGCUGCUUACGGGCUACGACGCCGAACACUUCUCCGGAGAAAACAACGAACCAAACGGAUAUCACCCGAUGGCCUCUCCGGGGACGCCGGGAACGACGGGUUCCUCUUCGGUGACAGUGGAGACGGUUAUUUUGGUGGCGGUGGCGGCGGAUUCGGUGGUGGCGGCGGCAGUGGUUGGAAUUUCAAUAGAUUUGGGGGUGGUCACAAUUGGGAUGAACCCUCGUCUUCAGUUCCGGAUCCUGCUUUUGAUUUUGUGUAUCAGGUGCUGUCGUGGAUUAUGCUUUCGAAUUGUUUGCAUUUCGCGGUUAAGAAGAUCAUUCGAAUUGUUGCGGCGGGAUCGAUUGUGGAUUCCGGUAGGGAAAAGGUUCCCGCCAGAUUGGUGCCAAUUUGCUGAUUUGGUAUCUUCAAACGAACCCCGUAGAUAUCGUAGAACAAAUCAUCAUUGGUGAUUACGCAUUGCAUCUAUGUUUAAUUGUGCAUUUGCUGUAAAUACAUUGUAUAUAAUAAUUUGUCAUUUAAUAUUUAAUUGACUAAUUUCAAAGUAAUUAUUUUUCUGCAUUUACAUUUAAUUGUGUAAUGUUUAGUUGAAGUAAUAAGUUUCCAGGUUGCGUUA